CGCCGGAAUGUCUCAUAUUACUGUUGAGAGAAACAGGAGGAGGCAGAUGAAUGAGCAUCUCAAAGUUCUACGUUCUCUAACUCCUUGCUUCUACAUCAAAAGGGGUGAUCAAGCAUCAAUCAUUGGGGGAGCCAUAGAAUUCAUCAAAGAAAUGCAGCAGCUAUUGCAUUCAUUAGAAUCCAAGAAGAAGAGAAAGUGCUUGAGCCCAAGCCCAAGUCCAAGCCCAAGGCCAUCGAUCUUAUCUCUCACUUCCCCACCACCCCUAGCAAGCAGUAGCCCUAAUUUUGAGGUUGUCAAGGAGCUCAGUGCUUGCUGUAACUCCUCUGUGGCAGAUGUUGAGGCCAAGAUCUCUGGUUCUAAUGUUAUUCUAAAGACACUUUCGAAGAGCAUUCCUGGUCAGAUGGUGAAGAUAAUCACUGUGUUGGAGAGGCUGGGCUUUGAGAUUCUUCAUCUUAGUAUCAGCAGUAUGGAGGAUACUGUGCUUUACUCCUUUGUCAUUAAGAUUGGACUCCAAUGCCAGCUUAGUGUGGAGGACUUGGCUUUGGAAGUACAACGGAGCUUUAGCCAAGAGUUACUGGCUUUUUGAAGUCGAAUGAAAGUCACGAGAAAAAUUUGAGUAUGUAAGAAGUACGUAGCG
This is a messenger RNA of Phalaenopsis equestris, 637 nucleotides long. RefSeq names its product transcription factor MUTE. Gene Ontology annotation, cellular component: nucleus. Bases 8 to 586 code for a protein of 192 amino acids. The record is from RefSeq and is a predicted model, not a curated record. Gene Ontology annotation, molecular function: protein dimerization activity; DNA-binding transcription factor activity. The transcript is spliced from 3 exons. Lineage: Eukaryota; Viridiplantae; Streptophyta; Magnoliopsida; Asparagales; Orchidaceae. Gene Ontology annotation, biological process: guard cell differentiation; stomatal complex development; positive regulation of DNA-templated transcription.